This is a messenger RNA of Uncinocarpus reesii 1704, 1620 nucleotides long. Its product is annotated as signal recognition particle 54 kDa protein. Gene Ontology annotation, molecular function: 7S RNA binding; endoplasmic reticulum signal sequence receptor activity; GTPase activity. Lineage: Eukaryota; Fungi; Ascomycota; Eurotiomycetes; Onygenales; Onygenaceae. Bases 1 to 1620 code for a protein of 539 amino acids. The record is from RefSeq and is a predicted model, not a curated record. Gene Ontology annotation, cellular component: signal recognition particle, endoplasmic reticulum targeting; cytosol. Gene Ontology annotation, biological process: SRP-dependent cotranslational protein targeting to membrane; SRP-dependent cotranslational protein targeting to membrane, translocation. The transcript is spliced from 2 exons.
AUGGUUCUUCAAGACUUAGGGCGGCGGAUUAACGCUGCGGUCAGUGAUCUGACAAGAUCCAGUAAUCUGGACGAGAAGGCGUUUGAUUCUAUGUUAAAAGAAAUCUGCGCUGCCCUCCUCUCCGCCGAUGUGAACGUCCGGCUUGUCCAAGAACUACGGAAAUCGAUAAAGUCCUCCGUUAAUUUCUCCUCUAUCCCCCCGGCUGUCAAUAAAAAGCGUCUAAUCCAGAAGGCUGUAUUUGACCAGCUAGUUACCUUGGUAGACCCUAAAACCGAACCAUUCAAACCUAAGAAGGGACGGUCGAAUGUGAUCAUGUUCGUUGGUCUCCAAGGUGCGGGAAAAACGACAACAUGUACAAAGCUUGCCCGGCAUUACCAAACAAGAGGCUUCAAGUCCGCGCUGGUUUGCGCAGAUACAUUCCGUGCUGGUGCCUUUGAUCAAUUAAAGCAGAACGCGACCAAAGCGAAAAUCCCAUACUAUGGUAGCUUAACGCAGACGGAUCCUGCUAUCGUUGCGGCGGAGGGCGUUGCGAAGUUUAAAAAAGAGAAAUUUGAACUUAUCAUUGUCGAUACCAGCGGAAGACACAAGCAAGAAGCAGAUCUCUUCACAGAAAUGAUCCAGAUUCAAAACGCCGUGAAACCCGAUCAAACCAUCAUGGUUCUCGAUAGUACUAUAGGACAAGCGGCAGAGGCACAAUCCGCAGCGUUCAAAUCCACUGCAGACUUUGGGGCUAUCAUUAUCACCAAAACUGAUGGACAUGCCGCUGGUGGUGGUGCCAUCUCCGCUGUCGCUGCAACCAAAACGCCUAUUAUCUUCCUGGGUACCGGAGAACACAUGCUAGAUUUAGAAAGAUUUGCGCCAAAGCCAUUUAUACAAAAGUUACUAGGAAUGGGUGAUAUGGCUAGCUUGGUCGAGCACGUCCAAGCAGUAACACAGGGUUCAGCGGGCGCAAAAGAGACCUACAAGCAUAUUUCAGAGGGAAUUUUCACACUUCGAGAUUUCCGCGAAAAUAUAACUUCCAUAAUGAAAAUGGGUCCACUUUCCAAAAUAUCAAGUAUGAUUCCUGGGCUUUCUGGCCUCACAGCUGGUUUAGAUGAUGAAGAUGGCUCUCUCAAACUCCGACGGAUGAUCUAUAUUUUCGACAGCAUGACAGCUGCAGAACUCGACGGUGAUGGCAAAGUAUUUGUUGACCAGCCGUCGAGGAUCGUGCGCGUUGCCUAUGGAAGCGGCACGAGUGUACGAGAAGUCGAAGACCUCCUGUCACAACAUAAGAUGAUGGCUGGUAUGGCAAAGAAAGUUGGCGGCCAGAAGAAACAAAUGCAGCGUGCACAGAAUAUGCUCAAGGGGGGGAACAAAGAACAACAAAUGGCAGCUAUGCAAAAAAGGAUGGCUGCAAUGGGCGGAGCUGGUGGUCCUGGAAUGCCGCGUAUGCCUGGAAUGCCUGGGAUGGGCGAUAUGGCCAAGAUGAUGCAGAUGCUACAAGGCGGUGGAGGAGCCGGUGCCGGUGGAAUGCCCAACUUUGGAGGCAUGGAUCUCCAAAGUAUGAUGAGCCAGAUGGGCGGGAUGCUGGGUGGUGGUGGUGGUGGUGGUGGUGGUGGAAGUGGAAGAGGACGCCGAUAA